AUGGCAAAAGAAUUUCGUCAGAUCAGUUUGUGUAAUGUUCUAUACGAGAUCCUGGCAAAGGCAUUGGCAAAUCGAUUGAAGGGACUUCUGGAUGUGAUUAUAUCACAAGAGCAGAGUGCCUUCGUAGAGAGAUGGAUUAGACUCAUGAUGAUGUGUGUUCGAUCAGUCAUAUACGCAGUACUGGUAAAUGGACAUAGGUAUGAUUCUAUCUCACCGACCCGGGGGUUGUGCCAAGGAGAUCCGUUGUUGCCAUAUUUGUUCGUCUUAGCAAUCCUGGUGAAUGGGCACAAGUUAGAUGUGAUUGUUCUGAGUCGUGGACUAAGACAGGGGGACCCUCUAUCACCAUAUCUUUUUCUUUUGGUGGCGGCGGGUUUGUCGUCUUACACGUCGAAGGCGGUGGCUGAGAGGCAUAUUCACGGACUGUCAGUGGCGAGGAGCGCCCCUGUGAUGUCCCACCUAUUUUUCGCUGACGACUCUAUCUUUUUUGCUAGGGCCACAGUAUAG
Messenger RNA from Linum trigynum, 504 nucleotides. Lineage: Eukaryota; Viridiplantae; Streptophyta; Magnoliopsida; Malpighiales; Linaceae. The record is from the annotation of a GenBank genome assembly.